Culex quinquefasciatus (southern house mosquito) is the source of this 6178-nucleotide messenger RNA. It is a transcript of the gene vvl, whose product is annotated as POU domain protein CF1A. The transcript has a single exon. The record is from RefSeq and is a predicted model, not a curated record. Gene Ontology annotation, biological process: regulation of transcription by RNA polymerase II. Lineage: Eukaryota; Metazoa; Arthropoda; Insecta; Diptera; Culicidae. Gene Ontology annotation, molecular function: RNA polymerase II cis-regulatory region sequence-specific DNA binding; DNA-binding transcription factor activity, RNA polymerase II-specific.
AUAUUGUUUAGUCAACUUCUAUGAUUCGGAGCGUUUGCACGUAUAUGUCUCGAUUGUGCGUGUAUAUUUAUUAAUUUAUUUUUUAUUUUACACACAACGUUUCUUUCCUCCUGGAGCGUUCGUCGUGGAGAGUGUGUUUUGCUUGAGAUCUGAGCACCGCGCGAUGACAGUACGGCGGUCGACGACGUAGCAGCGACGUGAAAUCCGUUUUUCACCCGAGAUCGUAAAACAAUUUGGACAAGCACACACAGGUCGUGAACAACAGAAAAUCGUGAACGUGAACGCCGCGAACGAGUCAAGUUCUGGCCAGUGAUUGCGUUGACAGCGAAGGUUGGUUGACGCCGCCAAGUGACAACGAGGAAAAUUUGAGUAACGAAAAAUAUCCAGUGAAAUGUGAAGAUAGUCGUUAUCAAAAGACGUACCUGAUACCUGAAAUCUUGGAAGCGAGUUGAUGCAAAAGUCAAGAACCAGCAUCAGGCCACACUUGGUUUGUGACAACUGAGUGGGACUGCCAUAGCGAUCCCGAGUGAGGGUGAAGAAAACAAGAAUAGCAUCAGCAGCAGCAAGUGAUCUAAACCGAAGAGCGCGCGCGGGAUGUGUGCAUAAGUGUGUUUAUGUUUUGAUCGUUUUUUUGUCAGUCGCGCGCGAGAGUUCUUUAUGGUUCCCGGCCGGAGAGAGAGAGAGAGAGAGCGGGGAAAAAAAGGAACCCAAAUAAAUGCCACAAUUAAUUUGAAUAAUCUUGAAUGAAGAAACAGAAAUUAACAUAAUUCGUAUACUCGCGGGACGCAGUAGCGGCUUGAAACAGCAUCCAGUGGCGAACACCGAACGCAAAGUUGUACGCGCGAAGAUACAAACAAGAAACUAAGAAUACGGUUGAAAAUUCCAGCGCCAGUAAAACAAUUUGAAAGAGUUGGAGAGAAGCAAAGAGAAGUUAUUAGCGAAGAGUAAACACCUGAGCGAUGAUUGAUUGAUUCUAGCUCUGCACUGGAGAAUUGAAUUAUCGAAACUCACACACAGCCAGCAGCAGCAGCAGCAGCUUGGAAGCAAACACACAACUUAAGACAACGGCUCAGUGUGGACGCUGAAAGAGGAAGACAAAUAAAACAAGUCUCUGAUUUGAUUACUUUGACGUGAUCGACAUUUUUUGUGAGUGUGUCUCCAGCGCGAGAGAUCAUCGGUGAGAACCAGGCGCGACCUGUUACUGCGGCCAGUGCAGGUUUCGGGUGAAACCUGAUAGUAAAACGGGACAGCAAACGCCAAACGCCGGAAUAAGGGCAGUGGAAGAAGCAAAUUUUCGGUGCCGCUGAGGCGUGUUAUGCUAGUGAACCAUUUUUGUUAAUAUCGGAAAACUGAGCCCAAAUUUGGAGCCCUACCCCGCCAGCGUGGACGGGCUUAACAGCCCGAGAGCGGUGGGGAUGGCCGCUACCACGUACAUAUCGUCCAGCGGGGAGUUGGAUAUGGCCUUGGGCGGCGGAUAUCAUACAUCUUCACCGCGGAGUGCAGCCGAUGCAAACGAGAUGAAGUACAUGCAUCACCACCACCACCAGAGUCACCACCACGUGCCCUCGAGUCCUAGUCCUAACCCAGCCGGUCUGGGUGGCGUGACGGGUGGACUGGGCGGCGUAGGUGGUAACCCAUGGGCCGCACUCCAGCCAACCGAUCCUUGGGCCCUGCACUCUCACCAUCCUCACAGCCACCCGCAUGCGACAGACGUGAAGCAGGAAAUGCAUUUAUCGCAACAGGCCCGGGCACAACAGGGCAUGGCCUCACCACAUGCUUGGCACGCACCGGUACAUCCUGGAACGCACUACGCGACCGGGGGAUCUCCACUGCAAUACCACCAUGCAAUGAACGGUAUGCUCCACCAUCCUGCUCAUCCUGCUCAUCACCAAAGUGCACCACCUAUGCAUCCCUCGUUACGGGGUGAAUCGCCUCAGCUACACAUACCACACCACCACCUGCAAGGCGAUCGGGACGUGAGUGCCGGUGAGGAAGACACCCCAACGUCGGACGAUCUGGAAGCAUUCGCAAAGCAAUUCAAACAGCGACGAAUCAAGCUCGGAUUCACCCAAGCCGACGUCGGUCUAGCCCUCGGUACCCUCUAUGGCAAUGUUUUCUCCCAGACAACGAUAUGUCGAUUCGAGGCUCUACAGUUAAGUUUUAAGAAUAUGUGCAAGCUAAAGCCACUGCUGCAGAAAUGGCUCGAGGAGGCUGACUCAACGACGGGAUCGCCGACCAGUAUCGACAAGAUUGCGGCACAGGGUAGAAAACGGAAAAAGCGAACCAGCAUCGAGGUGUCCGUGAAGGGCGCACUCGAGCAGCACUUCCACAAACAGCCCAAACCAUCUGCCCAAGAAAUCACAUCGCUUGCCGAUUCGUUGCAGCUCGAGAAGGAAGUGGUCCGGGUAUGGUUCUGCAACCGACGGCAGAAGGAAAAGCGAAUGACGCCACCGAACACGAUGGGCGGCGACAUGAUGGACGGAAUGCCACCAGGGCACAUGGGUCACGGUGGACACGGCUACCAUCCGCACCACGAUAUGCACGGUAGCCCCAUGGGUACGCACAGCCACAGCCACAGUCCGCCCAUGCUCAGCCCUCAGAGCAUGGGAGGUGGAGGGCACCAUCAGCUUACGGCCCACUAGCAAUCAGAGCACCAGGAGUCCAGCAAUAACCCGGCGGUAUUCCAACCGAUACACCAUCCGGCGAUAAUGCAACCGCAUCAUCACCACCAUCAUCAGCAUACCGCCGCUGCCGUCUCCUCCGUCGCUGGCAACAGCUAUAGCAUAGCAUCGACCACCACGAAUACCUCUUCGCCACCGUCGAUGACGUCGCCAUCUACCGGGGCACCGAUGCCCGGCGGAUCGCCCUCAUCUUCGGCGGCGGCUGCUGCUCAAAUGUACAUAGAUCAUAGGCAUCACCAGCAGCAACAGCAGAUGCACGCUAGACGGAUAUUUCAAGAAUGGACUCUGCAGUUCGGACCAACCGGAUCUGCGACUGGUGCACGAUAUCUCAACUAAGGACCCUCUCCAAGGACGGGGUCUUUCCCAACCGUAAGAAGAAGACGAAGAUCAACAUUCCCACAAACGGCAACAACAACAACAACAACUGCAACUUAUAUGAAUACAACACACGAAACCAAUAAGAUGCAAGCUAGUAAAAUAUUAAAUAAUUUGAUGCCCCCCUUAAAUAAAUUGUUUAAAUAAAAGUUUAAACUCUAAACAACACACAAAAAUCAAGCAAAAAGUGGUGACUUAAAUACAAUUGGUGAAACUCCGAUCGAAACUGUGUUUACCUGUACAUAGAAAAAGAAAACAAAACAAAAAAUAUGCAAAGUAAAACAAGUAAUGAAAGUAAGCUAAAUAUAAUCAGUACCGCGUAAGAAAUGUAUGCAAAACUUAGAAUUUAUAAAUGAGAUAACAAAAAAACAACAAAAAAAGCAAAACACACAACAGAGCUAGUUAGGAAUGAAUGGAGAGCGCGCGCGGAAUUCCAAGAGCAAAACCAGAGAAGUUCUAGUGAUAUAUAUAAAAAAUGAGUAAAGUAGCACCGAAAACCCACGAAAAUGAUACCACAAAAGUGUGUGAAAUGUAUAAAAAAUGAGCGAAACAAAAAAUAUACUUUGUGCAAAAUAGAAAAUCUAACCAUCGAAAAGUGAGUUCAAGCUGUAAGUAUUCUUAUCCAAGUGGGCACUGCGUUGCAGAUUUUUCGUGAUUGGCCGACGGCAGUUCGUGGCUUGCUUAGAUUCCAAACUUUUGUUUUGCAAAAAAAAUUAAACUGGUGGCAGAUUUUUGUACUGCCGGCCAAGGUGUUAGCGUUGCGAGGGAGAUCCAACGGCGACGUCCAAAACGAUUCCGGCCAAAUAAUCGUGAAAUUGCUCUGCGGCAGACCUUCGGGAAUACCCCGGGGUUGUUCGCUCGUUGCCGGGUGUGUGUGUAUGUGUGCACGAGGUCGUAAAUUUUUGAAGUAUCGUUUUGUUUUCUGGGCCUGCUUUGUUUCUUCCUUGCACAUCCUUGAUUCUUCCUUGAGUCGAUGCGCCCCGCUUGCUGUGUGCGUGUGCGUGUCCUGUGUGUCUCGUGCGGGAAAUUUCCUGUUCAGGAAAUUCCGGUAGUAUCCUUUUACGACCCGGAGCCCCGACGGCAGGCCGAUUAGUGAUGAUUGUUUUUUCGUCCUGUUGCUUUCACACCUUUUCGGCUAAAGUGUCCUUUCGUGUUGGCUUGCUAAGCUAUAGCCCAAUUCGCUAGGUCAACAAGGGGCAGGGCUAUCGAUGGUUGUGCCGUUCCCUUUUUGCGCUGGCUUCUUCUUCCGAUUUCUUCCAAUUUCUGGAGAUUCUUACGGAAUUUCCCCGUAAUCGUCCCGGUGACGAGUAUUUAUAGCUUGUGACCCCCGGGAUGGUUUAAACCUGGGAAAUUCCUCGCCACACUCUUCGCAAAGAAGGUCGCAAGAAUGCUGAGAAUUGACUUUCGAUGAAAGAUUUCCUAGUUUGAGUGUCCACCAAUGUAUACCGAACCCCCUUGGUAUACAUAAACGCAAGCAAAAUAUUUGUAAAACAAAAUGUGAGAUCAAACAUAAAACAAACACUAGACAGAUGUAGAGAUGCGUCAGAUGGAAUCUAUAAAAUCAAUACAAAAAACUGUGUACGAAACAAUUACAAAACAUAGAAUACCAAUAUUUGUAAGGUCGGAUAAGAUCUACGAGGAGAGUAAAAUCCCCAGCAAAAGUGCGUUCAUCAAACAUUCCAGAAUAAAAUUCCUUGUUUAAUGCUCAAAAGUACACACAUUUUUUGUUCUUUUUUAAUUUCGUGAAAUCCCUCAAACUUGAUAUUUUUACACUAAAACCCCGAUGGUUUGACAACGAUAUUUGCCACCUCUUUUGUGCGAAGCUCAUACGCUCUACCAAUUGUUAGUUUUGCUAGUGUGCAUGAGAAUCGUGUAAAAAGUGACAGGUCGUCAUUUUAGUUUGGCUUUAUCAAACCGACGGGAUACAAACUAAAGGAUCAAAUUAAAUGAUGUUAAAUCAGUAGGUUAGUGUAACAUGCUUUUUAUCUAUUUUCACAAGCUAAAAAUUCAACUGUUGAAAAAUUCUUUCAAUUAAAGAUAUUCCUUACUUGUUUUUGAUGGAAUUGGUUAAGAAGUCAUUUGCAGUUUGUAAAUCAACAAAAGAUACUAAUUCUUUAUCCGUUCAAUUUAAUACGCGUUGUUUUAAAACUAAGUGGGUUCACUCUUGAUUGAAAACAUUAAUUAUAAUCAAAUAACAUUAAUUCAUUUAACAACUAACUAAAUUCAGAUGUUUGAAAACAAUUUUAAACAAUUGCAUUAAAAAAUUAUUCUGCCGUUUUUAUUUGAAUAUCUUUGUAAAUUUCUCCUUAACUAAUUCUCCCACAGUUUGGAUGACAUAAAAAUUGAUUUAAGAAAAAACAACAAUGGCUGAGUUUUUUGCACUUAGAAAGAUUUUUUCUUACAUUUCCGUGAAUUUGAUUUUUUAAACUCUACAUUUGACAUACAUGUUUCAUCUCAUUUGUUUCCGAAUCAAACCAAAACAUUUCGUUGCUACGCAAAAUUCGCACAAUUCGGCAGUUUCGAAACCUCCUACUUUCCACGUGCAACACGCAUUUUAUACGACGAAGCAAAAUCGAGCAAAGAAAAAAAAACUUAGCUUAACGAAUAGGUUUAAACAAAAAAGAUAAAAAAGACAGGGUAAAAUUAUAAAAGUAAAUGAAAAUACCAACCAAGGUUUACGUUUGCGUUCUCUAGAAAUCAAUUUCGCUCAGUUUGGCCAGUAGUGCCGUUCCUGAACAUAGGGCGGUAUUUGUUUGUUCUUGGGUUCUUGUUACAGUCUUCUCACUCACAUACUUUGAAUUGGGUCAUUUAUUUCUCGAAAAUCUUGGUGUAAAACAACAUUUAUUUUUUUCUCAAGCUUGGCAAGCGAAACAAAUAAUAGACUCGGAAAUCGACUUAACUCUAUAUUUAUGUGUUACACGUUUUGAAUCAAAAAUAAACUGUAAAUCGCGAAAUCUCAAUUUUGUUAUUUAAUGUGUAGAGAAGAAAAAAUAAACGAAAACGACGACAAAGAGUUUAGAGAUGAGGAUAAAAAACAAAAGCUUAUAAUUCUACGAUUAGUUAAUUGUGAAAUCGUGAAACAUGAUUAAACUUAGUACGAGUUUAAGUAAAAGAAAAAAAAA